UAUGUUUUUUUGGCAACUAUUCGCAGUUUUUAUGAUUAAUUUGGCAGCCCAUUGAGCAUCAGCUGAUUUUGCAUCAUGCUUUUUUCUCGCUUUGCUCAUUUGAAAUCUGAGUUCUGGCAACUGUGAUCGGCGCGUUCAAAAACGAGAAAGAUGUCUGCUGAGAGAUGACUGCUAGGGUAACUUUGGUCUAGGCCAGCGGUUCCCAAGCUUUUUUCAGGAUGACCCAAGACAACUUUCAAGCGUCCAGUGCGACCCCAGAUAUACUUGAUCGUUCCAAAACCAUCUGCUUGGAAAAGUUUGAAGAGAAAAUGGAUUCUUGCAAUUUGUUGGAGUCGAAGAUAACUCAUUUCACAUCAUAUGAUGACAUCUCGUUUUACCUUGGUUCGAAUGUGUCCAACUGUCCACAAAAAAUAUCAAAUAAUUUUGUAAAAAACUUUGGUGUUCUGAUCGAUCAGGCAAUUCAAGAUGAGAACCUUCGAAAUGUUGGGGUCGUAGUUCAAGUUUUUAAUUACCUAUUACAACAAAACCAACCCGAUACAAUUCAAGUUUUAAUUUCCUGUGGAUUCCAUGAACAGUUUGAUCUUAUGCUUGGUUUCGCUUUCUCUCAAGUCAGCUUGAAGAAAUCGCAAAAACCUGAUGGAGAUCAACUUUAUCUUAAUCUUCUUAGGUUGAUUGUUGAUUAUUGUGGAAGAAUGAAUGAUCAUUUCAACUGGUUUUUUCAAAACUUGCUGCAAAAAAUUAGUUCUAUUAUAUCGGAUUGUACAGUAUAUUAUGUCAUCAGAAUGCAGACUGCUGAAAAAUUUCUUGGAAUAUUUUCUGAUGAAGACACGGAGGUUGUUGGGUUUUUACGGAAUUCUAUCGAACAAAAUGUGAAGGUUUAUGACCAAAUUUGGGAGAAAGCAUUCAAGAGUUUGCCACAUGUAGGAGAUUUCCAACUCCAGAAAUCAAUCGUGGAGAUUAUUUUACGCAUGUGGCCUACCAAUGUGAGGGAAAGUAAAGUGUCCAAUUGGUGUGAUGGCAAUCAGCAGUUGCUGACAAAGUUUCUUGUCAUUUCCCAUGACAAGUUUGAUUAUGGUGUCCGUAUGUUUUUGAAUGAUGUCAAUUCGUCUAGUGCCACUAGAAGGAUUCUCACCUUGAACUACAUAGAGUUACAGAUUGGAGAACAAACUCUCGUUCCUUGUGAUCAGUGGAAAAAUUGUGUUGAUUUUUGUUACGAAAGCAAAAAGCUUUUUAUAACAUUUCCAGAUAAGGAAUCGUCAGAGCAGCAUAAAGGAUCCUGGAUCACAGAUUUCAUUGAAGGAGCAGAUCUGGUUUCGUUUACAACUUCAGAAAACCCAGCAAUGAGAAGCUUGGACCUUCAUAUCGAGUUUGAAAGUUUCACUUCACAAGUUUUGAAAGAGUUCGAAUUGAUCGACGAACUCGCCACAAACCUGAUCAUUCGAUUCUAUAGAGUAGCGCCCCUGGAUGCAAGUCAAUUAUUGAAAUUCACAAGCUGUCUGUUUGGUAGCAACACCUAUCUAACGAAACAGAGGAGGAGAGGCUUUGUUUCAAGACCUCAAGCAAUGCUGAUCAUGAACCAGGGUCACAGCCAACACUCUGAUCGCGCAAGCAGAAAUAAUCCCUCUAUCACUAAUAUUUCUGAAGCUUUGCGUACAUCUCAGUCCUACAUUGAGUACUGCCAGAGUGCCAGGGACGAGGCGUUGAAACUUGAGAUUUUAAGCAUGUGUUCACAAGACUACUACUACCUACUUUACAGCAGUUACUAUAUGAAUAAGUUCAAAUAAGUUUUUGACUCCGAUUGGUAAUGAAAAGAAAGUCAGCAAGGGAAAGAGAACAAGAGCUAAGAAUAAUAUUAUAGUGAGUUAAUUAUGUGUUGCCAUAUUUUGCAUUCUCAUCUUUGCUCAGAACAGGAUUCUUAUGCGAACUAUUGUUAUAUUGAUAGAAACAUUUUAAAUUCGAAAAUUUCAUUUUAUUAUA
Styela clava is the source of this 1977-nucleotide messenger RNA. The record is from RefSeq and is a predicted model, not a curated record. NCBI's taxonomy places the organism in Eukaryota, Metazoa, Chordata, Ascidiacea, Stolidobranchia, Styelidae.